Molecule: messenger RNA, 585 nt
Organism: Ziziphus jujuba (common jujube)
Lineage: Eukaryota; Viridiplantae; Streptophyta; Magnoliopsida; Rosales; Rhamnaceae
Exons: 1
Coding region: 1-585 (194 amino acids)
Source: RefSeq, a predicted model, not a curated record
AUGGUUGGUACGAAUAACGAUAUUACUGUUUUGGAUAGAUCUCCAUUAUUUGAUGAUCUUAUUAAAGAUAUUGCACCACCUUGCAAUUUUGUAUUACAAGGCCAUCGCUAUAAUAUGGGAUAUUAUCUUUCUAAUGGAAUUUAUCCACAAUAUGCAACUCUAAUUCAAACUAUUUCUGAACCAUCUUCUAUCAAGGAAAAAUUAUUUGCCAGAUACCAGGAAGCUGUUAGAAAGGAUGUGGAACGAGCAUUUGGAGUAUUGCAAAGUAGAUGGAAAAUUGUCAAAGGUCCAGCACGUAUCUGGAAUGCAAGGGACCUUGGAAAGAUAAUGAAGACAUGCAUUAUCUUGCACAACAUGAUCAUUGAGAGUGAGCAUGGUCAAGGCAUCAAUCCUGAAAGUUGGCAACCUCAUGGAGAUGAAAGGGUUGAAGAUAUUCAUCUAGAGCAUGAUUAUACUUUUCUUGUUUCAACGAUGAUUAAUCGAAUGAAGCAAGUUCAAGACAAAAGAGUGCACAAAAAUUUAAAGAUCGACCUUAUCAUCACUUGUGGGAUUUAUAUAGGGCUCAAGAAGCUAUUUGAUAUUUAG